This is a messenger RNA of Closterium sp. Naga37s-1, 1134 nucleotides long. NCBI's taxonomy places the organism in Eukaryota, Viridiplantae, Streptophyta, Zygnematophyceae, Desmidiales, Closteriaceae. The record is from the annotation of a GenBank genome assembly.
AUGGCGCCGUGGAUUGCACUCGCGCUCGUGGGGCUCCUGCUGGGAGCCACUAAUAUCCGCGCGGUCGGGGGAGAGUCGUUUAACUACGACCUCUCGGGCACGGACUGGCCGGGUCUGUGCCAGACGGGCAAGAAGCAGAGCCCCAUCAAUAUAGUCACAUCCGCAGUGAAGCACGCCGAUGGGCCCUCGCUGCUGAAAGUGAAGCACCCUUUGAGCCGCGAGAUCACCGUCACCAACGAGGAGCACGCUGCCGCUGUGUCACCACAAGCAGGCAAGCGCUACUACCUCACUCUCCCCUCGGGGCUGCACAAGCUCGACCACUCCGACCUGCAGGUGAGGCAAGCGCUACUACCUCACUCUCCCCUCGGGGCUGCACAAGCUCGACCACUCCGACCUGCAGGCAAGCGCUACUACCUCACUCUCCCCUCGGGGCUGCACAAGCUCGACCACUCCGACCUGCAGGUGCCCAGCAUCCAUCUGGUGGACGGAGUGCAGGCGCCCAUGGAAGCCAAGUGGGCGCACGGCAUCCACCUGGUGGACGGAGUGCAGGCGCCCAUGGAGGCAAAGUGGGCUCACGGGGUGCCCAGCAUCCACCUGGUGGACGGGGUGCAGGCGCCCAUGGAGGCCAGGGGGGCGCACAGGGAGGGACUCCUGCGCUGUACCCACAUUCACCUGGUGGACGGAGUGCAGGCGCCCAUGGAGGCCAAGUUCGCGUAUGUGAAUGUGGCGAACUCCACUCGCAAGUCCGUCUUCUCUGUCUUCCUCAAGCUGCACCCCAGAGACAAGGACAACUGCCCAACGCAUCACUUUGAUUGCUGGCUGAAUGACAUUCCAGCAGCAGUGAAUGGCACGGCCAAGAUAGCGGCAAAGACCAACUUCCUGGAGCUGCUGUCGUUUGAGGCGCCCUUCUGGCUGAAUGACAUUCCAUCAGCGGUGAACGGCACGGCCAAGGUGGCAGCACAGACCAACUUCAUGGAGCUGCUGGCGUUUGAUCUUUACUCCCUUCCUCCUCCUUUUUCCCCACUGGCGACCUACAUGAACUUCCUAUCGCGCACCAACAGCGGCGAUCGCACCAACAACCGGCUGCCGCAGCCCCUCAACGCCCGCACCGUCUCUGUGUUUCGCGCCAAUUAG